Chiloscyllium plagiosum (whitespotted bambooshark) is the source of this 1478-nucleotide messenger RNA. RefSeq names its product transmembrane emp24 domain-containing protein 3-like. Lineage: Eukaryota; Metazoa; Chordata; Chondrichthyes; Orectolobiformes; Hemiscylliidae. The record is from RefSeq and is a predicted model, not a curated record.
CUGAACUAUUUCCCACUUUGAAGAUGCUGUCUGACCGGCUCAGUAUUUCAAGUAUUUGAUAUGGUUAUAUAUUUUUACAAUUUUUGUUUUGGUUUACAAGUUAGCAGGAUUUAAAAGGAAAGUGGGUGCAUAUUUAAGAACUAAAACUGAGAGAGGGGCAUGAGAAUGGGGGUGGAGCGGAGCACAGCAUUAAAGAGCUAGCACGAAUCCAAAGGGCCGAACAGUUUAUUUCUUUUUGUUUUCCCACGUUGAGAGAUAAAGGAGAGGCGGGGUCAAGAGUUUAGCUUGACCGCAUUAUUCAAGUCAGUGGUGCGGAAAUCUUGAUAAGUAACUCUUCAAAUCUGUCCCGAAUGCCCUCCCUUUCUCACGGCUCCCGGAAGGAUCGAUCCCUUGGUGCCACGUCAGGGUUCAGACCGACCCUAACACCGCUUGUGGUCGGCGAGAGGCGGGGCAAUGGGAACAAGGUGAAAGGAUUUUCCACGAAACACAAAGAGAAGCCGAGUACCAGCCGCGGGGAGGAGAGAGGGCAAACCAGCCACUCGGUACCGGGCAGCACUCAGUCUCCCCCUCCCAGCUCCUCUCCGGUCAUCAUGUUAUUUCCUUUCUUGCUAUUCAUGCCUUUGGCAUCCGCCAAUUUAACCGAGCUGACCUUCGAGUUGGCAGACAGAGAGAUUCAGUGCUUCUACGAAGAGUUGCAGAAAGAUGCCAAGUGCAACUUCGUUUUCCAGGUGGUUGCAGGUGGUCACUAUGAUGUGGAUUGCUUCAUCGAAGAUCCCAGAAGGCGAAUGAUCUACAGGAAGCACAAGAUACGGCAGGACAGCUUGGCUGUGAAAGUGGAGCUCUCCGGUGUCUACAGCUUCUGCUUUGGCAACCAGUUCUCCACCUUCAGCCACAAAAAGAUUUACUUCCACCUUGAAGUCGGUGAGGAAAUUCCCAUUUUUGCCACUGCUGAGGGCAAGGACAGUGCUCUCACACAGCUGGAAGCCUCCUGCCUUUCCAUCCAUACUGCACUGCGGAGUGUGAUGAGCAUGCAGACACAACAGCGGGUGCAGGCAUUGAUUGAUCACCUGCACGCAGAAGACGUGAACAGUCACAUUAUCUACUGGGCAUCUAGUGAGACCAUCAUCCUUUUCCUGGUUACUGUGGGCCAGUUGAUUAUCGUGAAGAGAUUCUUCACUGAUCAAAGGGCCAAUAUAAGUGUGGCCACCACAUAACCACCUAACAUCCAUUGGCCACUGGAAAUAAAUAUGCAACAUUACUGUAGCAAAGGCAUUGUGUGACAAUCAACGUGCAGUGGUCAAAGAGAAGAUUAUAGUCAGUGAAACUAGUUCCCAUUUAACUACAUGUUGCAAAGUGAGGGAGAGAGAUAUCUGUACCUGUGGCUAAUAGUUACCACUUCUUAAGAUGGAGAAAACCUCUUCAACCGUAGGACAAGCUGACAACCAUAAAAAAAGCAAAUAACUUGCACAUAAAAUGCC